UCAUCGUGAACCAUCAAACAAGGAAAGAUAAUUCUAUAAUCUAUAAUAAUUCCUUCGCGGACAGUGUCUUGGACUAUUCGCUUUCUUCGCCUCUACCGGACACGACUACGCAGCCACUAAGUGGGACAGGCGGAUUCAGCUGCGCACAUCUAGUAGCCAUCGGUGGUGGAGUACUGUCUCUUGGAUAAUCCGUGUUUCAAACUAGGAAGCGACACACGAACCACAGCAUCCAUCACAGUAGGCGAGCAAAAAGAGCAUACGAAACGACGCAUUUUUAAUCCUAAGCAACGGAACGAAGACCAGUAGUAGCGCAACGUCUUCGUCACCAUCGGCCGUUACGUGCGAGGUCGAUAACGAACAAAAUGCAGGUGCCUUGAUGGAGCGGAUGUCAGGUGUAUUGGAAGACGACGCGAUCUGGAGCGGCAGAUAACACCAUUCUCAAACCACACUACAAACAGAGAGAUCGAACGAGAGAAAACGAAAGAGACGCCCAACAUUCAUGGUCGAUAGAAACCGGUGGAUAGAGCGGGACCUCGAAAAGAGAACAUCGAAAUUGGUGCGAUAACGGCGUACGUUCGGAGUAGAAUAGGUUUCCCAGGUAACAAGGUAUAGUUCCGCUGCGGUAACGGAGCGACAGUUAGUACGUGUUAGAUUCGCCAUUAAGUUAGGUUAGGAUUUGUGUCCGGUGUUCUCCGUAGCCUUACCAGCAGUGGUGCUAGACAGCGACGAAUGCGACGGUAACAGUGCGCGCGCUAGUCGUGAGACGAAAGGUGGCCAGAGUGGCCACGGUGGGUGAUGAGGGCAAGGUGAAAAUUAUUAAAGGUGCUAACGGUGGAACGAGCAGCGUACGAAUUCGACAGGAAUAGUGAGAGUGAUCUUACAGCCCGAUACCAAAAGUAGACACAGACGGAAAGAAAGAUCAAAACCACCAGAAGGUGUUAAUAUUAAGUUUCAAUAAAACAUUUGCUACGCGCAGCGCACGGUGUCGGGCAACGACGCAACAAGGACAUAACAUCCAUCCGGCGAAUAGGUAUCAGAAUCGGAACAGAUAGCUAACAGACAGCCGAAAGUGCGAGACAGCGCGGGUUUGUCUUUUUUUUUAAAGCUGCAUAGACGAAAAGGUCGAAAAUGGAAAUUUUAGCAACAACGACAGAACGUUUAGCCACAACACUAGCGGCCACCGGUGCAAAUGGAACGCUUGCGUUGAACCCAUUGCAAGAUGGCGACGAUCAUGCCGAUCACGAAGAUGAUUCGCCAACGAUAGCCAAAGUAACGUCGAUGGUGGUACUAUUCAGCGUCAGCAUGGUAUGUGGCCUUGUGCCGUUCAAGUUGGUACGCUGGUUCAAUCUUAAUCCUGCCUCCCCGUCCGGUGGCACACAUCUGUUCCUUAUCCGACUGCUGCUAUCGUUCGGCGGUGGUGCCCUGCUCAGUACCACCUUUCUCCAUCUGCUGCCCGAGAUUAACCACUCGAUCGAAGAAUUGGUCGAAACCGGUGCCCUGCCCGAACCGGACGAUCUUCCCUUUCCGCUCGGUGAAUUCCUACUGACAAGCGGUUUCUUCAUGAUUUAUCUCAUCGAAGAGCUGGUACACUGGUGGAUGCAUCGACGUUCGGCAAUUGCACGGGCUGCCAAAGCGGAAAAGAGUGCCACCGCCUCCAUGGGUUUCGAGAGCCACCCAAAACACGACCUGGCGCACGGACAUGCGCAUGUCGGCAACAUCACCGCCGUCUAUCCGGUGUCCGAUAUGGACGGCGCACCCGCUCCAGUACCGAUCGAUGUACCGGCACCACCCGCUCCAAUGUCCAGCACGAACGGACCACUCCGGGGACUGUUGAUCGUGCUAGCCCUAUCCAUUCACGAGCUGUUCGAAGGGCUGGCAGUGGGUUUGGAACGGUCACCGUCUGCCGUAUGGUUACUGUUCGGAGCCGUCGCAUCGCACAAGUUUGUGAUCGCUUUCUGUGUCGCGUUCGAGCUGCUGGUUGCGGCCGUACAGUUCCGCAUUGCCGUCGCAUACAUCUUCGUCUACUCGGUCGUCAGCCCACUCGGCAUUGGCAUCGGAAUCGCGCUCAGCUCCGUCAACUCCGACACGAAUCAAACGAUCGAGGUCGUGUCGGUGAUACUGCAGGGACUGGCCAGCGGUACGCUGAUUUACGUGAUCUUCUUCGAGAUUCUGGCCAAGGACGCCGGACACAGCCAUGGUGGUGGUGGUGGCGAUGGAGGCGACAAAGAUGGACAAGGGCACGAUCAUCAACAUGCGGUAUCGCCCACGAACGGUCUGUGGCAGUUCUUGGCUGUACUGGCCGGCUUUGGUCUGCUGCUUGGCAUCAAGGCUGCAACCGGACAUAGCCAUGAUCAUAGUCAUGGAGGAGGUGACGAUCACGAUCACGAUCAUGACCAUUAAGCGUAUGGAAAGCGCGGAAUGGAUGUGAUUAUUUCCACUAAUGCCAUGAUGAUUUUAAUGAACAGGACGAACGUAUGCGAUUGGAAACUUUA
Anopheles funestus (African malaria mosquito) is the source of this 2492-nucleotide messenger RNA. Its product is annotated as zinc transporter ZIP1-like. Gene Ontology annotation, biological process: zinc ion transmembrane transport. The transcript has 2 exons. The record is from RefSeq and is a predicted model, not a curated record. Gene Ontology annotation, molecular function: zinc ion transmembrane transporter activity. Gene Ontology annotation, cellular component: plasma membrane. NCBI's taxonomy places the organism in Eukaryota, Metazoa, Arthropoda, Insecta, Diptera, Culicidae. The coding region runs from base 1129 to 2400 and encodes 423 amino acids.